Williopsis jadinii is the source of this 2009-nucleotide messenger RNA. Its product is annotated as high-affinity inorganic phosphate transporter and low-affinity manganese transporter. Gene Ontology annotation, molecular function: transmembrane transporter activity. The record is from RefSeq and is a predicted model, not a curated record. The coding region runs from base 409 to 1983 and encodes 524 amino acids. Gene Ontology annotation, biological process: transmembrane transport. The transcript has a single exon. Lineage: Eukaryota; Fungi; Ascomycota; Saccharomycetes; Phaffomycetales; Wickerhamomycetaceae.
CAAUGGAGGUCGUUCACACGCGUACAGACUCUUAAAGUUUGCAUGUGAUAAUGUGGUCAACGACGUGUUGCUGAACACAACAGCUGUAUGCCAGCACUGUGGAUGGCAGAACGAGUUGCAAGCUUCAACAGUUUAUAGCUUGCAAAUGAUAACGAGUCAUCUCUCCUUAUGAUCCAGCAACGUGUCUCAGUUCGCAACACUGUGCAAGAAAAUUCAAGGUGCACGGGCUUAUUUCCACAUAAGCAGCGUGGAAUUGGUAUCCAGUGGAACUUUAAAGUUCGAACGUGGUUGCAUACUUACGUUUUUGGCUCAGACUUCCCGAUGAACAUUAUUAUAUAAAUUCAAUCAUGGUACCCACAUGUGUUUCAGAGGCGAGCUUCCCAUUCACAUUCCAUAACGCAGUGAACAAUGGAUUACGAAAAACAAGCUGUCAUCAGGGAAAGAGAGGACAGCCUUGAUACUGGAUCGGAUUCUUUCUUACAAGACAACACCGCUGUCGAGACCAACGAUGCCAUUCUUGCAAAGAAGAUCCAUCUGAUAAACAAUGCCAUUGAUGAAAUGGGAUUCACAUGGUAUCAUGCAAAGCUCUUUUGUAUUGCAGGAUUUGGAUAUUCUGUUGACUGCCAAAUGGAAAUGAUCCAGUCUGCUGUUAGAACCUACGUCGGUUAUCAAAUGGGAGUGAAUGGGUUCCCAAUUGCCAACGAGAUUUUCUCCGCUGGUAUGAUCUGCGGUUGUGUAUUCUUUGGCUUCGGUUGUGACAUCAUUGGACGAAAGAUCGUUUUCAAUUCUUCCAUUCUCCUGACUUCGAUCUUUGGUUUCUUUGCAGGAGGUAUGAGCAGCUAUGCCACCUACUGUAUCUUUAUGUUCUUAUCUGCAUUUGCAUCUGGUGGUAACACUGCUAUUGACGUAUCAGUGUUUAUGGAGUUUGUUCCUUCGAAAUACCAAUACCUCAAUACAAUGCUUGCCCUGUUCUGGGGUGUUGGACAGACCAUCUCUGCGUUGAUCUCGUGGGCAUUCAUCCCGAACUUUUCAUGCGAGGGUCCUGAAAACUGUCCUUCUCAUCUCAACAGAGGUUGGAGAUACUGCUGGUAUGUCAACUCUGCAAUUUGUUUCUUGGCCGCUCUCAUUCGGAUUUUCGUCAUGAAGUUAGACGAAACUCCCAAAUUCCUAGUUGCCACGGAUCGAGAUGCCGAUGCAAUCAGGGUCCUGGAGAAGAUCGCUGUGAAGUAUAACCGUCCACUUUCUCUGACACUGGAAGAUUUGGAAUCAUGUGGCACCAUUAAUAAGGACUUCUUCGACUCUAAUAAGGAUGGUUACAGCAUCAGAGCUCUGAUGAGCGCUGUGAAAGUCAACCUCAGACUUUUAUUCCAAUCGAGAGUCAUGAUUAGAUCCACUCUUUUGGUUUUCUUGUCAUGGGGCUUCAUCGGUAUCUCAUACUCAACUUUUUACUACUUCCUCUACGUAUUCAUUGCUGCCCGUGGUGGUGAUACCGGCUCAUCCCCAUACUACGUUUACAGAAAUGCCACUAUCGCAAACUUUGUCGGCAUUUUUGGACCUAUACUUGCAGGGCUUUUGAUCAUGACAAGAUUUAACGUAUUUAACCGUGAAUUUUGUUUGAAGAGAAAGGGAACAAUGAUCUUUGGUGCCCUUGCAUCUAUGGCAAUCUUGUUUGGGUACACUACUGUUAGAACUCCAAACGCGGAUGCUGGGUUUGGUGCUGCCACCUACUUCUUUGUGAACAUUUACUAUGGAACUUUGUACGCAUAUACUCCAGAAGUGUUCCCAACGAAGGCAAGAGGCACCGGUGUUGGCUUCUCCAUGCUUAUCUGCAGAAUAUUCGGUGCAUUUGCUCCAGUUAUCAACUACUUUGGAGGGAAAACUGGGACCUCGGUUCCUAUUUGGGUUUGCGGCGGACUUAUUGGUUGUCUUUCAAUCCUUACAGCACUGAUGCCAUUUGAACCUUCGCUUCAAAGAUCAGUUUGAAGAAUAAAUAACUUAGGAUAUGUACU